This is a messenger RNA of Cylas formicarius (sweet potato weevil), 3551 nucleotides long. RefSeq lists its product as uncharacterized. Bases 296 to 1369 code for a protein of 357 amino acids. Gene Ontology annotation, biological process: cell surface receptor protein tyrosine kinase signaling pathway. The transcript is spliced from 3 exons. Lineage: Eukaryota; Metazoa; Arthropoda; Insecta; Coleoptera; Brentidae. The record is from RefSeq and is a predicted model, not a curated record. Gene Ontology annotation, cellular component: cytoplasm.
AUGGGAUGAUGACCAUCAUCUGUUUUUGCUGUGGUUAUGUUCGUUGGUUAAUUGAUUAGUGACUGGGAUGAGAGCGUUAAUUUGUCGAACAUUCCAAACAAAACAGAAAUGCCACACUUCAAUACAAGUGUUUUAAAAACGAAACCAGACUUAUCUAAUAUACCAGGUUAAAUCGUCCUUUUUUUAAAAUAUAUUUACAAAAAAUAAAGUCCUAAUGUGGAGCUGUUGUUUAAUGCCAUAUCACAUUGUAAAUCGAAAACAGUAGAGAAUCCAUCCACCAACACAGAGUUCUAGAAUGGGCUGUGUUAAUGGUAAACCAGAUAUUAAUAAUAAGCAUCCAAAUAUUUUUAAUGUACUCAAUGUAAAUGAUCAAGGAAGAGCUAUAAGUCAUGGAAAACUUGAGGUCACUGAGUCAGAUCUAGUCUUUCACCAAAGAGGUAUGAAUCCAACUAGAUGGCCAUUAAGGUCAUUAAGGAAGUACGGGUUUGAUACAGAUGUGUUUAGUUUUGAAUGUGGUAGACGUAGUCCCACAGGUCCUGGAAUAUAUGCUUUUAGAUGUCACAAGGCUGAGCAACUAUUUAAUGUAGUACAGCACCAUAUUACAGGUGUAGAAGAAAAUCCUCCUUUAUUAAAUACUUUAAAUCAAAACAGCAUUGAAUUUGCAAUUCUACCUAUGAGUGCGGGUCCAGCUGUUUGCCACAGCGGUUGGUUUAAUUCUGAAGAGAGUUAUUUUAAUCCAGUCCAAUCAACAGCCAGAAGUCACAACCCAGUAUUAAGUAGACCAGGAUCAAUUUCUAGCAAUGGUCAGAUAAGUCCUACCACAUCUCCACUUGCUCCAUUGGAAGUUCCAUCAUUAGAAUUUAAUAAUAACAGGAGAAGUAGUGUAGUAGAAAACAGCCGAGGUUCACCUAGUUACGCAAAUAUAUCAAGUGAUGGACUAGCAGAAUCGUCUUGCCAUAUUUAUAUGAACACCAAUUCAAAAGCACACAUUGAAGAUACACAUUGUUAUGAAAAUGUAAAUAAGCAUCAUAUUGAAAAUUUACAUAUAUUUCAUCAAUCUGUUACAAAGGACGAACCAUGUAAAAGUACUAGUAUACCAAAUACUCCUACAGUUUUUCUAGACGCAGGUAGUGUAGCAGUUCGUGAAGUAAAUUAUGCCGAAUUAGAAUUAGACCUAAUUAAAACUGAGAGUAUCCAAACAUCUACAACACCUACAGUGUCUCAAAGUAUAACUACUCAGAAGUGUUAUGCUACAAUAGAUUUUCCUAAAACAGUGGCUUUAUUACAAUCGAUAAAUCCCAAAGUGGAUUUGGAAGAAGGGAGUAGAAAAACUAGACACAAUUCUACCAUUAAUUCAUCAAGUGAUUGAAUAUUAUUGCAAAUAUUUCUAUUAAUUUUUCCAUUAACUACUUCCUGUCUUUACCUUCUUGUAAAACAAAGAAAGAAUUUUGUUUAUGGUUCCAAUAUAAAAAUUUACUGCUGGAAUAAGCAGUUUCAAAUUCUUUAAAUGCCAUUUUUUAUUAGAGUAACUCGUAGAACAUUUAAAAAUCAGGUCAUAAUUUCAUGGAGUGCUAAAAAGAAGGGCAAAACAAAGAAUCUCAAAAUUUCGGCUUAUAUAGUAGCUUCAGUUUUAGUUCAGGUGGCGUGACACUUGGUGUGAUAUUUAGUAGCUAUUUAAUAAUAAUAAUAAUAAUUAUAAUAAAUGGCCUUUAUUUGUUUAUACAAUAUAUGUGCCAGGACCUCAUUAGUUAACUAGGUCAUGCAACAUAGUUGCUCAUAUGUAACCCCAUAAAGCACACAGAUAGAUGCUACUUAAUUUUAGCUACACUUAUUAAAAAUGAUGAAUAAGAUAUCCUACGCCAAAAAACAUACAAAGCAAAAGAUAAAAAUAUAUACAACAACCUUACAGAAAAGAUUAGAAAUGGAAAAACGAUACUAUUUUUAAUUUAAUAUUCGGUCCCUAUUAUGAAAAAUAUGUUGCCUAAGCAUUUGUUUAAACAUUGUGAGGUUUUUGAUCUAAGUUGGAGAGGGAGGUUAAUAGUCUUUAAAUUAAGCUGAAGUAUUCUUAGGAAUGAACAAGCGUUCUCUGUGGAGAACAUUGACUUAAUGAAUAUCUGGGCUAAGAGUAAGUUACUAAAUUUUUUAAUUAAAAUUAAAGCUGUUUUUCACUAAUCUGUUUUAAUUACCGUACAACCCGUGAUAUCAACGAAUUUUAAUAGAAAAUGCCACGUAUACAGUAAAUACAGAGCAAUAAUAGCGAUCAGGGAUUAUUUUUUAUAACAUUUGUUAUAUAGAACCCACAAUUAAUUAAUAGUUCAUGAAAAAUGUUUAAAUUUAAAAUUAUUUAGAUUUGCAAUCUAAAAAACCGACAUUUAAAACUUUAGGAGUAAUUUUCCAAAGCUACAUUAAAAGACGAAUUUCUAAUUCAUUUUGAACAUCGCGAUUUGUCUUCUUUUUAGUCCUCCGUAUUGCGAAACCGGUAAUAUAUUUUUUUAUACCCAUAUUUAUAUUGUUUUAUUAUUUUACAUUUUUGUGGACAAGAAAACAUCAUUAUUUUCUAUCGCAAAUAAUUGAAAUAACAACGUAAAUCACAUAAAACGAAAAAAUUGCAAUACUUCCGUCAAAUGCAAUUUUUUUCCAAACACAAUUGACUAGGACCAGCUCUUUAUCCAGUCAUAAUACGGUAAAAAACUCUUAACUUGAGAGAAAUUAAAUAAUUCCCCAUAAAUUUGGUGAUGGUAAAUUUACAUUUUGUAAAAAUGUGUAUUAUGUAAAUUAGAUUUCUGAUGUUCACAAGAAUGUUCGACAAUAUGUAUCAACAUGAGUAAGAAAUAUUAAAGUUAUUCAUCAUGUUAUAAUGUUAUUCAUCACAUUUCACUAUUCUGCUAAAGCAACUUAUGAAUUGUACGAAUGUUUUUGUAUAGGUAUUUGUUCUGUAAAAUUUGAUUUUUAUCAGUUUAAAUAUUUGUUUAUAGCUAUUGUUUUUUGUUGAAUAAUUAAAAUUAGGAAACCGAAGAAAAGCUGCGUGCUCUUUGGCCAAAUAAGCAUAGAAAAAGCAUCGGGAAAAAUUAAGGUCAUACGUUCGAUUUAAUAACGCACCGGAAAUGGUGGUUCAUACCCGUAAGAGUGUAGUGUAGUGUAGUUUAUUUAAAAGUGACGUGAAAGACGGUCAAAAAUUUAGUGUUACAAAAUAAAUUUAAUAUUAAUAAAUUUAAAUUUAAAUUAGAAAAGCAGGCAGAAAAAAAUACAAUAAAUUAUUUAAACUAGGCACAGAAAACAGAUUUAGUAUUCGUUUGAUGCAACUAUCUUUUCUCUAAUUUAAAGUGGCCCUUGUUGCAACACGGUUAUUAUUCAGAUUUUUUAGACGUGUGAGCGGUUGCAGAAUUGUCUCGGAAAAAUAUUUAGACCUUAUUAAAUUUUAGGUUAAUUACCUUAUGGCUCUCUUUAAAUGCAGAAAUGGUAAUGUAUUAAAUGUAGGUUGAAAAAUGUGUUAGUAUCAUGUAAUGGUUUUUGUAUAUAUAUAUAUAUAUAUAUAUAUAUAUAUAUAUAUA